Blastomyces gilchristii SLH14081 is the source of this 909-nucleotide messenger RNA. Its product is annotated as 40S ribosomal protein S4. Bases 1 to 909 code for a protein of 302 amino acids. Gene Ontology annotation, molecular function: structural constituent of ribosome; RNA binding. Gene Ontology annotation, biological process: translation. Gene Ontology annotation, cellular component: cytosolic small ribosomal subunit; ribosome. The record is from RefSeq and is a predicted model, not a curated record. The transcript has 5 exons. Lineage: Eukaryota; Fungi; Ascomycota; Eurotiomycetes; Onygenales; Ajellomycetaceae.
AUGAAUCUAAGCGAAUUUCCGCAAGCCUCCAAAAACUUCUCCAGCUCGCACUUCUUUUCGCCGACAACCUCCACUCCGCGACAACGACAAUUCGAGGUAUCAAGUCGACAAUCAAUCACAAUGGGCCGUGGACCAAAGAAGCAUCAGAAGCGCCUGAGUGCGCCUUCGCACUGGCUGUUGGACAAACUCUCCGGUUCCUAUGCUCCUCGCCCAUCCCCUGGUCCUCACAAGCUGAGAGAUUGCUUGCCUCUCAUCGUCUUCAUUCGCAACCGUCUGAAGUAUGCGCUCAACUCGCGUGAGACCAACGCCAUUCUCAUGCAGCGUCUCGUCAAAGUCGACGGAAAAGUCCGCACUGAUUCCACCUACCCCGCUGGCUUCAUGGACGUGAUCACCAUCGACAAAACCGGCGAGAACUUCCGUCUCGUCUACGACACCAAGGGCCGUUUCACCGUUCACCGUAUCCAAGCUGAGGAGGCCGAAUACAAACUUGGCAAAGUCAAGCGUGUUCAGCUCGGCAAGGGCGGUAUCCCAUUCUUGGUUACGCACGAUGCUAGAACGAUCCGUUACCCUGACCCUGCUAUCAAGGUCAACGAUACUGUAAAGAUCGAUCUGGCUACUGGCAAGAUCACUGACUUCAUCAAGUUUGACACUGGUGUUAUCGCCAUGGCUACUGGUGGUCGUAACAUGGGACGUGUGGGUGUCAUUACCCAUCGUGAGCGUCAUGAUGGUGGUUUCAACAUCGUCCACAUCAAGGAUGCCAUUGACAACUCCUUUGCCACUCGUGAGACCAACGUCUUCAUCAUUGGACAGGACAAGCCAUGGAUCAGCCUGCCCAAGGGCAAGGGGGUCAAGCUCUCUAUUGCUGAGGAGCGUGACCGCCGCCGUGCCAUGGCCCUUGCUGGUCACUAA